Messenger RNA from Phaedon cochleariae (mustard beetle), 684 nucleotides. The record is from the annotation of a GenBank genome assembly. Lineage: Eukaryota; Metazoa; Arthropoda; Insecta; Coleoptera; Chrysomelidae.
CCGAGCUCUAACUGUACUUUAGAUUUAAAAUUCUGCACAAACAUCAUUCUCAUUCGUUUCAGUAACACCGACCAAAAAGUUGAGUUAUGUAGUUUCUCUCAUAUUAUUCAUAGUCAUCAGAUGCCCAUAAAAAAGUUCUAGCACUCUAGUUUUGAAUAUAACAGUGACCGUGUCGUUCGUGUCAGUACUUAAUUUAGUUUUCAUUCGACGAUAAGGGACAAUAAAAUCAUCAAAAAUGAGACUGAUUACCAGAACUAGUUUAAUUGUAGUGAUAGUAGUGGCCCUAUUGAUUUCUUGUGAAGCAAAGAAAAAAAAGAAAAAUAGCAAACAAAUGAUAUUACGCCAAAAGGAAACAAAUCCAGUGGAUUUCAUUAGAUUGGCAGUAAUGAGACUGAUUUAUGGAAUUGCAACAAGGGUCGGUCUUGGAGAGCAGAUUUCUGAUGCCCUAAAUGGUGUUUUUGUGCCCCCUGGUGUAGAUGCUGAGUAUGACUAUGAUGGAGGAGUUGGGCAAGAUAAUGAUGAUGAUUAUGAUUUUGAUCUCUAGAGGAGGAUGUCCCAAAGAAAGUUUUUAUGUACCUGUAUACCUACUGUAUUUAUGUUUAAUGGAGUGUUUAAUUUAUUAUUUUAUUUAUUAAAAGUACCUAUGUAUUGAAAAAUGUAUUUAUUUCACAUGAAAAAUUGAUU